GUCGAGAUGUGCUGUCAUUGGAGGAGAUGUUGGCCGAGACUCGCACCGGAAGUGUGGACACCCGACGCCGGCCGCGCAUACAAGUAGUGGCAGCCAAUCAAAGCCAGUGCAGCGUUAAUAUGGAUUUAAGCGCCUGUUCUGCGCCCCUAUCGGGAGGUUCUUAUGAGGGUAAUAGUAGUAAUGGUAGUAAUGGUAGCGCUGGUGGUAGUAAAGUGAUCCAAUUGACCAAGUCUAAGCUCAGGGCACUUCAAGAAACUAUGUAUCACUCGGCAGAGACCGGCUGUUUGGAGAUUACACUGGAUUUGAGAAAUAUUGGCAUCCCAUGGACAAUGCACACAUGGAUGGCAACAGUAGGCACAGCACACGGCAUGCGUUUGGACGCCAUUACCGAUCAAUUAUUACAAGACUUUUCCCACCUCUGGUCCGACGACUGUACCGUACAAUUCAUUGACGAAUGUCUGCCCCUAUUGUUCACAAUAUUCCGACACCAAAAGCACAACUCAGGCACCACAACUCUCUUAUUGGCCGAUAUAAUGAGCACGUGUUACGGCCGUAAUGAGACAUUCCGGAGCCGUCCGUUAAGCGCCAGUUAUGGGCAGGACGUUAGGGUCGGCGCCCGUAUUGACGCCAAAUACGUCAAUAAUAAAGAU
This is a messenger RNA of Medioppia subpectinata, 650 nucleotides long. The record is from the annotation of a GenBank genome assembly. Lineage: Eukaryota; Metazoa; Arthropoda; Arachnida; Sarcoptiformes; Oppiidae.